Microcebus murinus (gray mouse lemur) is the source of this 1462-nucleotide messenger RNA. It is a transcript of the gene AHSA2, whose product is annotated as Putative activator of 90 kDa heat shock protein ATPase homolog 2. Lineage: Eukaryota; Metazoa; Chordata; Mammalia; Primates; Cheirogaleidae. Gene Ontology annotation, biological process: positive regulation of ATP-dependent activity; protein folding. Gene Ontology annotation, cellular component: cytosol. The record is from RefSeq and is a predicted model, not a curated record. Gene Ontology annotation, molecular function: protein-folding chaperone binding; ATPase activator activity.
GGGACUUCUGGCACUUUCUGGGCGCUGGGAACGCGCCGCUCCCGGGCUCGCAGGCCGGAAACGCCGUGGCCACGGCCCUUCCUUGUUCCGCGCCCGCGCAGCCAUGGCCAAGUGGGGCCAGGGAGACCCGCGCUGGAUCGUGGAGGAGCGGGAGGACGGCACCAACGUGAACAACUGGCACUGGACAGAGCGGGACGCCACCAGCUGGUCCAAAGGGAGGCUCCGGGAGCUCCUGGUGGGCAUCGCUGUGGAGAACGAGGCCGGCCGCUGCGAGGUCAGUGAGCUGAAGCAAGUGGAAGGUGAGGCUUCCUGCAGCAGCCGCAAGGGAAAGCUGAUUUUCUUCUAUGAGUGGAACAUCAGACUGGGCUGGAAAGGUGUCGUUAAAGAAUCUGGCGCGAAGCACAAGGGAUUGAUUGAAAUACCCAGUCUUUCUGAGGAAAAUGAAGUAGAUGACACUGAGGUGAACGUGAGUAAAAAGAAAGGAGAUGGGGAUAUACUGAAGGAUCUUAUGAAAACUGCAGGCACCGCCAAGGUCAGGGAGGCCCUUGGAGAUUACCUGAAGGCACUUAAGACGGAAUUUACAAUGGGAAUGAUUUUACCAACGAAAGCUAUGGCAACCCAGGAAUUGACUGUUAAAAGGAAACUGAGUGAGAAUACCUCGCAGAUUCAGGCCUCAUCUCCAGUAGCACUGGGUGUAAAGAUUCCUACUGUGGCUCUGCACAUGAUGGAACUGUUUGACGCAACCGUAGAGCAGCUGUACAGUAUCUUCACUGUGAAAGAUUUGGUGCAAAAAUUUUCUAAAUCUCCUGCUGUAUUAGAAGUUGAAAAGGGAGGGAAAUUCCAGAUGUUUGAUGGGAACAUCUCUGGUGAAUAUAUGGAGUUGUUAACAAACAAAAAGAUCGUCAUGAAAUGGAGAUGUAGGAACUGGCCAGAAGAACACUAUGCAACAGUUGUACUGAAUUUUGUGCCUACUCUAGGGCAAACGGAAUUACAAUUGGACUGUAAAGGAGUUCCUGUCUGUAAAGAAGAGAACAUGAAAUUCUGUUGGCAGAAGCAGCAUUUUGAAGAAAUAAAAGGUUUACUGCAACUGACCAUCCUAAAUGGUUGAAUUAGUUAAGAUUUUAUAAGGGCAUUACUUUUUGUAAGCAGAAACAGUGUUAAUGUUUACCUCUUCCCUAUCCUCCCUUUUAAAAAAGAAAACCCUUUAAUUUAUUUUAUAUUGGAUGAAAUCCAUGAACCUAUUCAGAAUAUAAACCAUUGUUUGACUCUUCACUAUAACUAGACUCUACAUUGAAUUAAAAGUAGCAAGCAACCUGAAAUUUGGUAUUAAUAACCUCACCUUUCAUAGAUACUCCUCUGAUAAUAGAUCAAGUCCCUAAGUGAAGAUAGUUGAUAUUUUCCAAGCUUUCAGCUAUAGUUUUAGUUCAAGAGAACAAAAAAUAAAUGGCAUGUUGGUACUUGA